Lampris incognitus (smalleye Pacific opah) is the source of this 1833-nucleotide messenger RNA. RefSeq names its product vimentin A2-like. Gene Ontology annotation, biological process: intermediate filament organization. Gene Ontology annotation, cellular component: cytoplasm; axon; plasma membrane. The record is from RefSeq and is a predicted model, not a curated record. The transcript is spliced from 9 exons. Gene Ontology annotation, molecular function: structural constituent of cytoskeleton. Bases 87 to 1463 code for a protein of 458 amino acids. Lineage: Eukaryota; Metazoa; Chordata; Actinopteri; Lampriformes; Lampridae.
UGACGGUCGGAGCUCGUAGGCGCUGCAGGGACAACCGUCAGUCUAACCCGCCGUGCAGAAAGCGACCACGCCGGCCAACCGAAAAGAUGUCUUACACCACGGUUCCUCAGUCUUCAUACAAAAAGUGGUUCGGCGGCGACAGGCCGGCCAGGCUGUCCUUCUCGAGCCGGCAGUACCCCGGCACGGUGCGCUCCUCCCGCGUGUCCUUCUCCACGUCCUCCUCCGCCGCCCCCGUCGUGCAGUCCUCCGCCAGGAGCCACCGGCUCCGCAGCAGCGCCUCCGCGAGGCGAGGACCCGCCGCGGAGAACCUGGACUUCUCCUUGUCCGAAGCCAUCAACAGCGAGUUCAAAACCAACCGCACCAACGAAAAGGCGCAGAUGCAGUCCCUCAACGACCGCUUCGCCUGCUACAUCGACAAGGUGCGCUUCGUGGAGCAGCAGAACAAGAUCCUGCAGGCGGAGCUGGAGCAGCUGCGGGGCAAAGGGGGCACGUCCCGCGUCGGGGACCUCUACGAGGAGGAGAUGCGCGACCUGAGGCGCCAGGUGGACCAGCUCACCAACGACAGAGCCCGGGUGGAGAUCCACCGGGACAACCUCGCCGACGACACCGAGAGGCUGAGGGAGAAGUUGCAGGAGGAGAUAGCCCUGCGGGAGGAAGCUGAGGCACACAUGCAGAGCUUCAAACAGGACGUGGACAACGCCGCCCUUGCCAGACUGGACCUGGAGAGGAAGGUUGAGUCCCUCCAGGAAGAAAUCAACUUCCUCAAGAAGCUGCAUGAAGAGGAGAUGUUGGAAAUGCAGAACCAGGUCCAGGAGCAGCAUGUGCAGGUGGAUCUGGAUGCGGCUAAACCCGACCUGACAGCUGCUCUGAGGGACGUCCGUCUGCAGUACGAAACCCUGGCUACCAAGAACAUUCAGGAGUCCGAGGAAUGGUACAAGUCCAAGUAUGCUGACCUCACCGAGGCCGCUGCCCGAAAUAAUGAGGCUUUGAGAGUAGCUAAACAGGAAGCCACUGACUACAGGCGUCAGGUUCAGGCACUCACUUGUGAAGUGGACACCCUCAAAGGAAGUAAUGAGUCCUGGGAACGUCAGAUGAGGGAGAUGGAGGAGAACUUCUCCAUGGAGACAUCCAAUUACCAGGACACAAUAGCCAGUAUGGAGGAGGACAUCCGCAACAUGAAGGACGAGAUGGCCCGUCACCUCCGGGAGUAUCAGGACCUCCUUAAUGUCAAGAUGGCCUUGGACAUAGAGAUUGCUACGUACAGGAAGCUUCUGGAAGGAGAGGAGAGCAGAAUCUCAUCUCCAAUGCCAAACUUCUCAUCUCUAAACCUGAGAGAAACCAUGAUUGACUCCAGACCUCAAAUUGAUUCCACAACAACCAAGAAGGUUCUCAUCAAGACCAUAGAGACUGUGGACGGUGAGGUGAUCAACGAAUCGACCCAGGACAACGAGGAGAUGGAGUAAUGUCUUUGUCCUAGAUGUCGAAUGACCAGCUAUAGCAAUAUGGAAAAAUGCAUUUCCCAUGGGCUAACAGCAAGCAAACAAGCAAGCCGCGAAACAUAAAAAAGCAAAGUGCUUCUGAAAGUGCCUUUCUAUGUGACGAUACAGUUAGUUUGUUACUUGAGACAAAAUGUAUCUUGGUUUAUUUUCUAGUUGAAACAUUUAUUUCUUGUCACAUUUGUUUAGAAAGAAAGUGAUCAAAGCAAUAGAAAUACAUAUUGAGGUCUGUGAAAGCAUUUCUUUGUAAAGUUAAUCAGUGUGCACACUCCAGAAACCAAUGCCCCUUAAGUUGUCGCCACCGCAUAGAAGCAGCAAUAAAAAGUUUGGACCCCAA